This is a messenger RNA of Phyllostomus discolor (pale spear-nosed bat), 3481 nucleotides long. It is a transcript of the gene GPR61, whose product is annotated as G protein-coupled receptor 61. Gene Ontology annotation, biological process: G protein-coupled receptor signaling pathway. Gene Ontology annotation, cellular component: signaling receptor complex; endosome; plasma membrane. NCBI's taxonomy places the organism in Eukaryota, Metazoa, Chordata, Mammalia, Chiroptera, Phyllostomidae. Gene Ontology annotation, molecular function: G protein-coupled receptor activity. The coding region runs from base 741 to 2096 and encodes 451 amino acids. The transcript is spliced from 3 exons. The record is from RefSeq and is a predicted model, not a curated record.
UCCCGCUCUGCCGGCUGCCUCUCGUGCUUGCUGCAGUGGCUUCAGCAGCCUCAGAGAAGAAGCAUCAGCCGGGAGGAGCUAUCACAUGGGGACCUGGAGCUGCUCGGCAAAGAUGCCUGUAUGAGGACACCGGAGUUCCGAAGGGUCCCCCAGUGAGAGUGCGUAGCCCCAGCCCUGGGACUGACUGGAAGCCAGGCCUCGCGCUCUUCCUCAACAGCGCCCCCCUCCGGGGGAGACAAGAAGUCAGGAAAUUCACACCAAAACUUUCCAACGGGGGCCUCGUCUGGAGCUCAGCUGGAUGGACCCUGGGAGAGGAGAGCAGAGGAUUCAGACGCGCUGAGCCACCGCCCUCCAAAGGGGCGACGGGUGGGGCCCUGGAGGAGAGGACGCGGUGAGGAAGGAGCCCGAGGCCAGCGGGCAGGUGGGGUGGGGAGCGUCCGAGGCUCCUACGUCUCUCGCCACGUCUGUCUCCGACGUCGCCACGGUCACCAGGGCCCACCCCGAGCCACCUCCCCUCAGAGAGAUGCGCUCCUGAGCCCUCGGUUUCCGGCCGGGCGCUGCGGACCAGCGACCCAGCCUCCAAGGCUGCCCACAAGAGCCCGCCCGUGGGACUCCGGCGGGAGGCGCCCGCCCCCCAGCACCGGGAAGCCUGGGCCUGGGCUGGCCACCCCAGGAUCACCGGACUAGGAUGGGGGAUGGGCCUGUGACGGGAGGUGCCCUGGGCGUCCUCUUCCGGCCCCAUGGAGUCCUCGCCCGUCCCCCAGCCGUCAGGGAACUCUUCCGCGCUGGGGAGGGCCCCUCACACCCCCGGCCCGUCCACUGCCAGUGGGGUCCCCGAGGCGGAGCUGCGGGACGUGGCUUCGGAAUCCGUGGCCCUCUUCUUCAUGCUCCUGCUGGACCUGACCGCCGUGGCCGGCAACGCCGCCGUGAUGGCCGUCAUCGCCAAGACACCCGCGCUCCGGAAAUUUGUCUUUGUCUUCCACCUCUGCCUGGUGGACCUGCUGGCCGCCCUGACCCUCAUGCCCCUGGCCAUGCUCUCCAGCUCCGCCCUCUUUGACCAUGACCUCUUUGGAGAGGUCGCCUGCCGCCUCUACUUGUUCCUGAGCGUCUGCUUCGUCAGCCUGGCCAUUCUCUCGGUGUCCGCCAUCAACGUGGAGCGCUAUUACUACGUGGUCCACCCCAUGCGCUACGAGGUGCGCAUGACGCUGGGGCUGGUGACCUCCGUGCUGGUGGGCGUGUGGGUGAAGGCCUUGGCCGUGGCUUCCGUGCCCGUGCUGGGAAGGGUCUCCCGGGAGGAGGGAGCUCCCAGCAUGCCCCCAGGUUGCUCACUCCAAUGGAGCCGCAGUGCCUACUGCCAGCUUUUCGUGGUGGUCUUUGCCGUCCUCUACUUCCUGUUGCCCCUGCUCCUCAUCCUGGUGGUCUACUGCAGCAUGUUCCGCGUGGCCCGCGUGGCUGCCAUGCAGCACGGGCCGCUGCCCACGUGGAUGGAGACGCCCCGGCAGCGCUCCGAGUCUCUCAGCAGCCGCUCCACCAUGGUCACCAGCUCGGGGGCCCACCAGACCACCCCGCACCGGACGUUUGGGGGCGGGAAGGCGGCCGUGGUCCUCCUGGCCGUGGGGGGACAGUUCCUGCUCUGUUGGUUGCCCUACUUUUCUUUCCACCUCUACGUGGCCCUGAGCGCUCAGCCCAUCUCGACCAGGCAGGUGGAGAACGUGGUGACGUGGAUCGGCUACUUCUGCUUCACCUCCAACCCUUUCUUCUACGGCUGCCUCAAUAGGCAGAUCCGGGGGGAGCUCAGCAAGCAGUUUGUCUGCUUCUUCAAGCAGGCCCCGGAGGAGGAGCUGAGGCUGCCCAGCCGGGAGGGCUCCAUCGAGGAGAACUUCCUGCAGUUCCUUCAGGGGACUGGCUGUUCCACCGAGUCCUGGGCUUCCCGGCCCCUCCCCAGCCCCAAGCAGGAGCCGGCCGCCGUGGACUUCCGAAUCCCGGGCCAGAUAGCGGAGGAGACCUCGGAGCUGCUGGAGCAGCAGCUCACCAGCGACAUCAUCACGUCCGACAGCUACCUCCGUCCUGCCCCCUCACCCCGACCCGAGUCGUGACGGGCUGCUGGACGCCCGGAGGGAGCGGGGCUGGGGGCCAGUCAGCACCGCACGGAGCACCUUGUGGGCCGCCUUUCCCCAGCGAGCCGGGGCUGGGGCUGGGGUCUGUGCACACUUAGAGCUUUCUGGGUCAGGAACAGAGCCAACAGGAUGGACAUGUGGCCAGAGCCUUGGACAUGGCUGUGACCCUUGACUCCUGGGGGAGGGAGCCUGGCGAGAUGGUGACGAGAGGAAAGGGUCACGAAGGGCCGGCCUCCCCGAUUUCUCUCACGGCGGUGACCCACCUCCAGCCCCCCAGACAACCCGGUGCAGAGACUAAGGUUGGGAACGGGUCGGGAGGGGUUUCCAUGGUCCAUUGAACAAACUAACGCCUCCCUACUCCCAGGCAUCACUCUCAAAAUUAGCUUCAGUGACAAAAAGACUUAAAUCUCUCUCCUACCUGCAGCCCUGGGGUGGAGACGGGCCACAGGAGUGGGGCUCAGCGCCCACCGAUCGACGCUGGAGGGACUGUGUUGGGUGGUGUCGGGGGCGAUGUUUUCAAGGGAGGGGGGGACUGCACCUUGGACGGCGUGUCCACCCGGGACUACUCGUCCAUCCAGCUCCCUCAGCUGAGGCGGGUAGCAGUGCAAGGUUGAGGCAGAACCGAGAGGGUGGCACACUCUGCAUUUGAACAAAUCCCUGGCUCACUGAGCAUCAGAGGGGAGGAUGGCCUGCUGGGAGUGGGACAGUUUCCCCUUGGAACAGCCAAUAAAUAAUUUUUAUUAUAAAAGUGAUAUCGAUACCAACAUCGACUCCUUCAGUUCAAUUCAGUGCACCAGUCGAAUACCCGAUAUUCUCAGGGCCCCACGUGGAGGACGGGCAGCCACUGUCUGCAAGGAGUUCAUGGUCUGAUCUGACCCAGGACCUUGUAUUUUUGCAGAGCAGUUACACGCGGGAAAGCAAUAGAGAGAGCAGUGUGAAAAAUACACCACAGAGGACGUUCCUGGUUCUAAUUUCUGAGAGCUCCGUCUGUUGCAGCCAUGGAGGUUUCCUGCAGAUCGUGGGAAAUGUGCGGGUUGUAAAAGAAACUCCAGAUGAAAAAAAAAAAAAAGUUAUUCAGUGAAACUGCUCUCCCCCUUUUAGAUCCAGGAAAAUUUCCAGGUUUUUGUCUUCCUGCCACUAGACUCACUCUAGUAAGGGGCAGCACCUAUUACAUUGAGGAAAUUCCUUAGAUACUGUAUACACCCAGGGCAGUCUUCUGUGAUUGCCAAACAUGUUCUCCCCUCGCUUCCCUUUUAAGAUAAAAUAACGGUGGAAUUUCAUUCAUAGAUAGGGGAAAAAAACUUCCAAACGCCACCGAUCUGCCUGUAGUCCCCAAGCAUUGCCGGUAGGUGGCAGUGCGAGUC